UGCGGCGUACCCACGAGAAGUAAACACUAGAGUUCAAGAUAAAACCAGAGUGAUGCAACAAGAAGAGCUUGCACGCCUAUUCUCGGCGAACUUGACGCUCUCCCAACAUCUUCCUCAAGACAUUGAACCAUGUGGGAAGCAACAAUUCGCGGAGAAGCCGUCGCCGCAGCAAGCGGACGUUCCAAUCUCCUCGCCAAUCACAUAUGCUUCAACACACUACACGCACAGCUACCAUGUUGCUCCCGUUCGCCAAGCCCCCUUGGUCGGCGAGAAGACAAGCAGGAGCGCUUCUGAACUUCGGAGCAUUCUGAUAUCCAACAGCAUUGAUCCAUCACUGCUUUUUCCCUCCCAGAUUGACCUUUUCACGAACGCUGAUGAUGAUCAACGAGUUCGACUUCUGGAACUAUGGCGGAUAUCCCCUCCUUCAGGUCGCCAGGGGAUACCCGAGGGCGUGGAUUACAGUUUAUCUCGGCAGCUGUAUGACUGGCCUCCGACCAGCCUGGCUCAAGAGGAAGCCAUGGCGAAGUUACGGUACGAGAGAAUGAUGCAGGAGCGUGCCCAGAGCGAAGACGUUCAAAGAUACGAACAAGAGCUAGACCGAAGCAUGGUUGCAGAAAGCAAGCCGUCACCUGUACAAGAGCACGCGGCUGCGGAACCAUAUAUCGUCUCCGGGUACGAAAUGCUGGCCAUGCGAGAGUAUGAGAAGUCGGCACUCUCAGCAGAGCGCCAUCUCCACGAGAGCACACGAUAUAACCAGGCGACUGAUCCUGUGUAUAUCCAAACCGGUACGAACGGUGGCCGGUGGGAAAAGCACGUUGGAAGUAUUAUCGAGAUGGAGAACCAGUAUGGAGCAUUUGCACAGGCCAGAGACCAUGAUGUCCAGCCCAUCUACAUGGAUGACGAGAUGGUUAUGUGAAAUGGCCAACGGGUCCAUCGCGAGCGGGCAAGAUGUUCCCUAUCAUUCUUUUUGUCAGUUUUGAUCGCCAAUCGCCACUCCCAGAUGUUUGGUUUCAGUUCUUGCCAUGGAGCGGCGAUACCGGAGAUUUUCCUAUGUUAGGCCAGCGCAAGAACUAUGCGCCAAAUUGCGGAUUUAGAGCGAGAUUAGUAUACCCAUGCAGCAUUCCAGCGGUUUCCUGAAGGUCUUAAUAAGUUUAAAUGAUACAACAAUCCGGUUCAU
This is a messenger RNA of Westerdykella ornata, 1177 nucleotides long. RefSeq lists its product as uncharacterized. Lineage: Eukaryota; Fungi; Ascomycota; Dothideomycetes; Pleosporales; Sporormiaceae. The record is from RefSeq and is a predicted model, not a curated record. The coding region runs from base 53 to 916 and encodes 287 amino acids. The transcript has a single exon.